Candidula unifasciata is the source of this 196-nucleotide messenger RNA. Lineage: Eukaryota; Metazoa; Mollusca; Gastropoda; Stylommatophora; Geomitridae. The record is from the annotation of a GenBank genome assembly.
AUGGGCGCAGGAUGUUCUACAGAGUCACCACAGACAGCGACUUAUGAAAAAAGUCAGGUGAAGGAAGAAACCACCAAACGAUCACAAGGCCGCAACCGAGACAGGAAACAAAGUGGCGCUUCUACCGCCGACGGUGCAGUGAAAACAAAGAAAUCCAGAGCAUCGGUACAGCUUCAGCACAACCCACUGUCUAAAG